GCGCUCGUGUGGGCUCUUCUUCUUGUCUUGCUCCCACUUCGCAGAGCGGCAAACUGACACCCUUAACUGGCUGACAGAAGCAUCGAAUCCGGGCUCCUGCAGUCCGGCGGUCUCUGUCGGAGCGGGGCCGCAUUCUCCCCCAGUCUCGUAGCAGGUGGCUGGGACCCGAGAGCCUCCCCGAGACCUUGGACGUCGCCGGACUGGAUUCCUUUCAGCAGACCGGGGUGGGGAGGACGAAGGAGAAAAAGGCCCAUCUAUCCAUCUGGACACCCACCUGUAUGGCUCCAGGCACUCCAGCUCAAUCUGUGCCUCCUCCUCCUGGGUCCCCAUCUGAGAGAUGGUGUGUCCAGCCAGGCCAGCAAAGAGUUGAAAUUCAUAAACUGCGUCAAGGUGAGAACUUAAUCUUGGGCUUCAGCAUUGGAGGUGGCAUUGACCAGGAUCCAUCCCAGAAUCCCUUCUCAGAAGAUAAGACAGACAAGGGCAUUUAUGUCACACGGGUGUCCGAAGGAGGCCCUGCUGAAAUUGCUGGGUUGCAAAUUGGGGACAAGAUCAUGCAGGUGAACGGCUGGGACAUGACCAUGGUCACACACGACCAGGCCCGGAAGCGGCUCACCAAGCGCUCGGAGGAGGUGGUGCGAUUGCUGGUGACACGGCAGUCACUGCAGAAGGCUGUGCAGCAGUCCAUGCUGUCCUAGCAGCUCAUCGUCUGUGACUUGUGCCUACCUGCCUAUUUGUACAGUGACAUCACUUUCACACUCUGCCUGCCUCUCAUCCGGGCUUCUGAGUGCUGGGCCCCAGCUCAGAAGGGCAACCACUGACCCCAGAGGCCUGACCCAAUUCUACUUCCCCUCUUCCCACUUUGGGACCAGCUCUCUCCCUUGGACACUGAGGACUGGAAAUAAGGGCCUGGGGCUGAGUGGUAGCCAGUCUGUAGUGUCCACUGGCUCAGUCUCCAGAUUCUGCUGCUUAGCUGCAGCAAUGCCUAGGCAAGGGGGGAACACCACUUCCUGGGAGCCACCAAUGCUGGGAAAUGCCAGGCGGGCUGGCCUUUCCUUCUUUGCCCUGGCCCAGACCGCCUGUGUCCCCUCCAUAGUACCUGUGUCCCCUGCUUUUCCCUGUGUUGUCCAGGCAACUGCCAGGGUCGUGACAGUUUGCCUGGGUGGAAGCUGGGCGGGCUCCCUGUUCACCCCUACUCUCCCCAGGGGUGCUGGCCUCCCAAGGGUUUGCUUGCUGACAGGAUUUAGAGAGGUUCAAGGCUGACAUUUCAGCACAGCUCUCAGGAUUGCUAUUUUCCUCUAUGCCUGUGGGUUUAACUUUUGUAUUUUUUUAAUCACAACUUUGAUAUAAAAUUUAUCUUACUUUUUGGA
Nycticebus coucang (slow loris) is the source of this 1367-nucleotide messenger RNA. It is a transcript of the gene TAX1BP3, whose product is annotated as Tax1 binding protein 3. Gene Ontology annotation, molecular function: protein binding. The transcript has 5 exons. The record is from RefSeq and is a predicted model, not a curated record. The coding region runs from base 279 to 695 and encodes 138 amino acids. Gene Ontology annotation, cellular component: postsynaptic density; adherens junction; postsynaptic membrane. Gene Ontology annotation, biological process: neurotransmitter receptor transport, endosome to postsynaptic membrane; neurotransmitter receptor transport postsynaptic membrane to endosome. Lineage: Eukaryota; Metazoa; Chordata; Mammalia; Primates; Lorisidae.